Cornus florida is the source of this 3398-nucleotide messenger RNA. RefSeq names its product homeobox-leucine zipper protein ROC3. The record is from RefSeq and is a predicted model, not a curated record. The transcript is spliced from 11 exons. Gene Ontology annotation, molecular function: DNA binding; lipid binding; DNA-binding transcription factor activity, RNA polymerase II-specific. Gene Ontology annotation, biological process: regulation of DNA-templated transcription. Lineage: Eukaryota; Viridiplantae; Streptophyta; Magnoliopsida; Cornales; Cornaceae. The coding region runs from base 172 to 2577 and encodes 801 amino acids.
CUCACUCGUCUCUCUCUCCAACCUCUCUCGAAUCUCAUUUAAUCUCUUUCUGCUCCGUUUUCUGGUUCCUAUUUAUCUCUUCUUUCAAACAUUCAUGGUGGUUUUGGGGCUCAACACUCCUUGAAUGUUAAUGUUUUACCUUGCAGAAGUAAAAAGAAAAUUGGAAGAAUCAUGUAUGGAGAUUGUCAAGUGCUGUCAUCUAUGGGUGGAAAUGUUGUAUCUUCAGACUCCCUCUUUUCGUCACAGAUACAAAACCCUAACUUCAACUUCAUGGCGGCUAAUAUGCCCAGCUUCCACACUUUCCCUCCUGCCAUUCCUAAAGAAGAAACGAACACAUCGAAGGAAAGUGGUUCAGGAAGUGAACACAUAGAAGGAGGAGUGUCAGGGAAUGAGCAAGACAGCGAGCAACAGCUGCAACCGCCCAAGAAGAAACGCUACCACAGGCACACUGCUCGCCAGAUCCAAGAAAUGGAAUCUUUGUUUAAGGAAUGUCCACACCCGGAUGACAAGCAACGCCUAAAACUGAGCCAAGAUCUAGGCCUGAAGCCACGCCAAGUCAAGUUCUGGUUCCAGAAUCGCCGAACCCAGAUGAAGGCACAACAAGACCGUUCAGACAAUGUGAUUCUUAGAGCAGAGAAUGAGAACCUAAGAAAUGAAAAUUAUCGGUUGCAAGCGGCACUGAGGAACAUCAUAUGCCCUAAUUGUGGUGGUUCGGCCAUACUCGCAGAUAUGGCCUUUGAUGAACAGCAACUUCGCCUCGAAAAUGCCAGGCUCAAAGAAGAGUUUGAACGUGUUUGCGGACUUGCUUCAAGAUACGGUGGCCGGCCAUUCCAAACAAUGGGACCGGCUCCUCCUCUUCUUCCGCCUUCCUUAGAUUUGGAUAUGAGUAUCUAUCCGAGGCAGUACCAGGAGCCUAUGUCUAAUUGCUCCGAUAUUAUCCCAAUGUCUUUGAUGUCUGAAAAUCCCCACUUCCCUGGGGCAGUUCUGAUCAUGGAAGAGGAAAAAUCUCUAGCAUUGGAGCUUGCAGUGACAUCAAUGGAUGAACUGGUGAAGAUGUGCCAGGCAGGCGAGCCUCUUUGGCUCCGCAGCAAUGACAAUGGGAAGGAAGUGCUAAACGUCGAAGAGCACGCGAGGAUGUUUCCCUGGCCAAUGGGCCUCAAGCAGCAUUCAGAUGAUCAGUUCAGGACGGAAGCUACCCGUCACAGCGCUGUUGUUAUAAUGAACAGCAUUACUCUGGUUGAUGCAUUUCUAGAUGCAAACAAAUGGAUGGAACUAUUCCCUUCAAUCAUUUCCAGAGCAAAAACACUUCAGAUUAUAACUUCAGGAGUUUCUGGACAUGCAAGUGGUUCACUUCAUCUGAUGUAUGCAGAAUUACAAGUUCUUUCACCUUUGGUGCUGACUAGGGAGGCUCAUUUUCUUCGUUAUUGCCAACAAAAUGUGGAGGAAGGAAGUUGGGUGAUUGUUGAUUUUCCACUGGAUAGCUUCCAUGAAAAUUUGCAGCCUUCCUUUCCAAGAUACAACAGACGGCCCUCGGGCUGCAUCGUUCAAGAUAUGCCCAAUGGUUACUCAAGGGUUACAUGGGUAGAACAUGCAGAGGUAGAGGAACAGCCAAUCCAUCGGAUAUUCAGUCAGUUUGUUGACACCGGAAUCGCGUUUGGAGCACAACGUUGGUUAGCAGUCUUAGGGCGACAAUGUGAGAGAUUUGCAAGCCUUAUGGCCAGAAAUAUAUCCGAACUUGGAGUAAUACCAUCUCCGGAAGCACGAAAGAACUUGAUGAAUCUGGCGCAGAGAAUGAUAAGAACAUUCAGUGUGAACAUAAGCACUUCGAGUGGGCAGUCAUGGACAGCACUUUCUGACAAUGCUGAAGACACUGUUAGAAUUACCACAAGGAAGAUCCUUGAGCCUGGCCAGCCUAAUGGCUUAAUCCUAAGCGCUGUCUCCACUACUUGGCUUCCAUAUUCUCAAUACCAGCUCUUUGAUCUCUUGAGAGACGAGCGUCGCAGAGCUCAGUUGGAGGUUCUCUCUAAUGGAAACUCGUUGCAUGAGGUGGCUCAUAUCGCCAAUGGCUCUCAUCCUGGCAACUGCAUUUCUCUUCUUCGUGUCAAUGUAGCAAGCAACUCAUCCCAGAAUGUAGAGCUCAUCCUGCAGGAAAGCUGCACCGAUGACUCCGGCAGCCUUGUGGUAUACGCCACCGUCAACGUUGAUGCUAUCCAGCUAGCCAUGAGUGGGGAGGAUCUAUCCUGCAUUCCCCUACUUCCCUUAGGGUUUGUCAUCGUCCCCACCGGACAUACCAAUAAUGACUCUGCCAUCAACAGUGAGACAUUAACUUCAGCAAAUGGAAAUGUGGCUGACUCUGGUUGUCUACUCACAGUAGGACUGCAAGUUUUGGCAAGCACAGUACCAACUGCAAAGCUCAAUCUCUCGAGUGUGACCGCCAUCAACAACCACCUAUGCAACACUGUGAACCAGAUAAACGCUGCUCUUAGCGGCGGUGGCUGUGGUGGUGGUUCAUGCCCCGAUAAUGCCAGUGUUGUUGGCUCUUCUGCAGAACCAACAGCUGCACCACCACCCAGCUGAUUAGGGUUUCAUACCCCAAUUACCCAAAAUCUCCCUCUAUCUCUUUCCCUGUCAAGAAAAACUCCCUUGCCAUAUGCAAAGGGCAUUUUGGUAAUUUACUAAGUGGCAUGCAUUAUGGACUAUGAUCCUCUUUGAGCCUUUUUUUUUUAUAUAUAUAAAAAAAAGUUUCUUUAAUUGAGCUUCUAUUUGACAACACACAUAAUGUAAUGUCACUAUGUGAUGUAUGUUGUUGGAUGAAGACUCAAUAAAGCAAAAAGGCUCGGAAAGGAUCAUUGUCAAAUGUGGCCUUGCAUGACUAAGGGUGUCAUUGUCAAAAGGGUAUUCUCUCUCUCUCUUUUUUUUUUCUUUUUUUUUUUUGGGAAAGAAAAGGAGAUUAUUGGGUAAUUAGUAAAAAUAUAGAGGGUAGGGUAGGAAUGUGUGAUAGUAGUUGGUAGUAGGUUUUUGUUUUGGUAAAUAAAUGAAGAGACAGUGUAAUGAAGGAGGAGGGUAGUUGAUAGAUAGGGUAGGUGGAGUGUGAGAAAGAUGUGAUCUGUAUCACAUUGAAAUGAAUGAUGAUGAUGAUCCAUAAGACCUGAGAGCUGAAAUGAAUGCUGAUGAUGAUCCAUAAGACCUGAGAGCAGAGCAGAGCAGUGGUUUGGGGAAGUCAAGAGCGCACCAGAUGUGAUCCUUGCUUGAUUCGCCAGUCCAGCAAGGUGUUGUGGUUCGGGAAUUGACUUCUACUUGUUGGUCCCCUUUUGUCCCUUUUUUUGAAUGCUACAUGCAAGAAUUAUGAUUAUUUCUAUUGCUUUAGUUAUUCAUGUAUUAAUGCGCUCUCUUUCUUA